UUUUGUUAUGCGUACAAUUAAGUUAUCUUUAAUAAUUUUUUCCAGAACUUUAACUAAGGUACAAGUUAAGGCUAUAGGUCGAUAAUUAGAUGCUAGUGAUUUGUCACCUUUUUUAAACAAUGGUAUAAUGUUUGAAUGGGUCCAAAUAGAGGGUAAGGUGCCUGUCAUCAUUGAGUAUCGAAAAAUUUGAGUUAUAGGUUGAGUUAAGCUACCUGCACAUUUUUUAAGAAUGUAAUUAUUUAGGCAAUCGGGUGAGGUGUUAACUUUAAGUGUUAAUUUUAUCAAUUUAUCGAAAACAUCAGCUUCAGAAAUAUCAAUGUAAUUAAGAGUGUUAGUAUUUAAAUUUUGUAAAUUUAGCGGGUGAGGCAAGUUUUGUUUGUGAAAUAUUGAUUUAAAGUAAAGUGCAAAAUAAUUUGCUUUAGCUAGAUCGGUAGAGAAAACAUUAUUAGUUUUAAUGUCAAGUAUGGUAGGAAUAUUAAAGGAGUUAGACUUAACUUGUGAGGAAAUAUAAUUGAAAAUUCUUUUGCUAUUUUUACUUUUUAUUAAUUUAUUUUCUCUGUAUAUUAAGUAUUUUUUAAGUUCUUUAUUAAAUCUUUUAUUGACGUAAAGAAAUUUAGAUUUUAUAUCUGCUUUAUGUAUAUCCUUCCAGAGUUGAGCACGAUAAGUAUCGAUUUUUUGCAAAUGAUUUGGAAGAUUAAGAGAUGAACAAUUUGUAAUAGGAAUGAAAUUUUCAAUAAAAUUUUUUGUAAUCUGGGUAAAAGUAGAGUAUAUUGUAUCUAAAUUGUGCGGAAAGAUAGAUUUAAAAAUAUUGUUCCAGUCCGUAUUAGCAACAGCAUAGUUUAAUGAAUUGUAGUCUCCUUUUAAGUAAUUUAAUCGAUAGUAUAAUUCAGAUGGUUCAUUUUUAAAGGUGACGGAAAAUGAAAAAGAGGAGUGAUCUGAUGAAGACAUAGGCGGAAGGGACAGAAUGUCAUCUAUUAAACCAGGAUUGUUAGUAAUUAAAAGGUCUAAUAUAUUUUUUGAUCUAGUGGAAAAAGUAAUUAGCUGAUGUAAAUCAGCAUUUUUAACAAAUUCUUUGAAAAUAUUAUUGCUAUCAUUAUCAGCUAGCCAAUUAAUUGAGGGGAGAUUAAAGUCACCGGUAAUAAUUAUAGGGUAUGAAACUGAGAGUAGAUCAGUUAGAAUAGAAAUAAGAUCAAAAAGAAUAAUAUCGGUAGUUUUUGGCGGUACAUAAGCAUUUAUGAAUCUCAUUUUAUGUCCCAAACCGUUUAUUAUAUCGAGGCAAACAAUCUCAAUGUUUUUUAAAGUUUUUUUUGAAAAUUUGAUUAAAUUGACCGAAAAUAUGUUGGAAAUAAUAAUAGCUACGCCACCACCUCUGCUCUUCCUAUUAUGUCGAAAAAUAGAGUAAGGAAGAUUUUUUACCAAUAAUGAGUCAGGAAUAUCGUUAGUUAACCAAGUUUCUGUAAUAAGGAUUAUGUUAUAUUUAUAGGAUUCAAGUAAAAAAUGUAAAUCAUUUAAUUUGUUUUUGAUUGAUCUUGCAUUA
Meloidogyne enterolobii is the source of this 1537-nucleotide messenger RNA. Lineage: Eukaryota; Metazoa; Nematoda; Chromadorea; Rhabditida; Meloidogynidae. The record is from the annotation of a GenBank genome assembly.